Messenger RNA from Scylla paramamosain (green mud crab), 10589 nucleotides. RefSeq names its product tetratricopeptide repeat protein 17-like. The record is from RefSeq and is a predicted model, not a curated record. Lineage: Eukaryota; Metazoa; Arthropoda; Malacostraca; Decapoda; Portunidae. Gene Ontology annotation, cellular component: actin cytoskeleton; cytoplasm. Gene Ontology annotation, biological process: actin filament polymerization. Gene Ontology annotation, molecular function: protein binding. Bases 42 to 3587 code for a protein of 1181 amino acids. The transcript has 20 exons.
CAGUCUCUCGGCGAGUUAGCGACGUCAACACAACGUGAAGGAUGGCGGGGGGCAGGUUCAGUGUCCGCUGCUUACUUCUCGGCAUUUACACCUUUUUCGUAUUAAAGGCGUACUGCACAACGCACUGGGUCGUUACUGAAGAUGAUAAGAUUCAGGCACAGAUGGACUCCAUAUUCCAGCUGCGGCGGCCAUAUGACUUCCUGGCACUGGCCCAGCAGGAGCAGCGGGCCAUGCAGGUGGAGUCCCUGAAGAGAGAACUUGUGUCCCAAAAGUCACAAAUUGAUCGUAAUGAAGACAAGGACACGCAGUUGGAGGAAAGAAUAUAUCGCACUGAUUCUGACUGUGUCUUGGCUGGGCGACCUCUAACAGAGUUUGACCUUUAUGCCAGCACAGUGGUUAAUAUGGAGAGUGCUGGCAUCAGGUUGGAGGAACACCUUGGACCUCCUCCAGGAGAGUCUGAGGCUUUGUUGGAACCUGAGUGUGUCCUUACCUUUGAGCUGCCUUUCUCCAUGAUGGCCUACGAACACCUUGAGGGUGUGCGUUCCCGAGACAAUCUGACGGCCAGCAUUGAGGAGGAGCUAUCUGCUGUGGGAGGUGAAGGGAAUGUGUCUGUGUGGGGUCACCGGGUUGCUGUGGGACUGGCCAAGAAUGCCACCUCUUGGGUUCUGUAUUCCCUGGCCACUCAGUACUGGAGGGUAAAGGCUGAACCCUAUCAGGCUGUAGAGUGUGUGAGGAGGGCACUUCACUUUGCUCCAAGACACUUUCGAUACAUCCCAAAAGUUCACCUAGGCAACAUCCUGCACCGAGCACGCCGGUCUGAUGAGGCAGUGCUGGUCCUUCAUGCUGCCAUUGACCACUUCCGUAACUCACCCAUGGCCCACAUCACCCUAGGCAAUGUGUAUGCAACAUUGGCCUUCUAUAAUGUAUCCGUGUUGUGCUUUGAAAAUGCUCUAUAUAUGUCUCCAGGAGAUCAGAGUUUGCGGCGAAGAAAGCAUGCAGUUCUAUGCCACUCUAAGUUGGAGGCAGCGCUGGAGAACCAACACCAGUCACUCCAGAGAACAUUAGGGGAGUUAAGGGACUACCAGAAGCGUCAUGAGGAGUGGUUGUCGUUGCAGCAAAAAUUGCUUCUGGAACAGGCAACACCAGAAAUGAAAUUAGAAUCUCGGUUGGAGUAUGAAGAACAGAAAAUAAGGGAAAGCACUGAUGGAAGAGGGCAAGACUGUUUUCAGUACCAGCAAGAUGGACACACAUUCCUCAGCUGCAAUAUGAGGAGAGAUCAGCUGGAGCAGCGAGGUUCCCCAUCAGAGCUGUUGUUGGAUCUCCAAAGUCUUUUGCAUACAGUGGAGUCUGAAGCACUGAGGCUGGGCCAACAUGUGCUGAAGAGGAAACCAUUGCUGAUGUCACAGAUGCCUCAGAUUACACCCCUUCAUCCUGCUAAAACUUAUAGGAAUGGUGGAGGGACAGGAGUGCUGGAUAUGGCUCUUGGUGAAGGAUUCCCUACUGCUGAACAGUGCGAGAAGGCUGCUCCUUUGCCUCAGUGGGAUGAUUUUCCUUCAGUUUUUCUCCCUGCAGAGAACAAAGGAUUCUCUGUGGAUCGCUUCCUGAGUGAUGACAUUGAUGUGAGCUUCAGUGAGGAGCAUCCACUUCCAUGGCAUCCUCCCAUCUGUGAGCGACUCACAGAUACAGUUGAAGGCAUUGAUGACAUUCCGGGCAUCAAGGAGCGACACACUCUCACCACCCGCAGCCGAGACCCCCAUGCAGUGCCUUACCUUCUCAAGUAUGGCCACCAGGGCAUGGAAGCAGAGAUUGGCCAGCGCAUCAGCAGUGCAAUGAAAAAGGGUGUUGGGCCACAGUGGCUGCUGUACAACCUGGCAGGGUUGUACUGGCGGGUGCACGGCAACCUUUACAACGGCAUUGAAUGUUUGCGGCGGGCAGUGGCCACAGCUCCUGAAGAAUGGCGGGACGUGCCACUGGUGAACCUGGCGGCACUUCUGUACACAGCUGGGCACAUUGAUGAUGCCCUCACCCUUACCCUUCAGGCUAUGAGUGUGGCAGACCAUGAGCCUGAAACCAAUUUUUUGUUGGCCAAUCUUUACUGUGGGAAAGGCAACCUGACAGGUGCUUGGCAUCACUAUGAGAGGGUGUUAGCAGCUUCACCCACCCACUCGUCUGCUCUCCAGUAUCUUACUGCUCUUGCCUGCCACACACGGCCACCUCGCUCCACACACCCACUGCCCACCUGCCAGAAUCAGCACGGAGGCAUGGAGGAAGGUGUUUGUACAACUGAUGGAGGCUGUCAGGCUACUCUUGACACAGCUGCUGAAGAUAAGAAUGAAUUGGAAGAGGUCAUAAGUAUAGAUCUUGAUAAUGAAGCUGAGGAAGAAGUAGAGGAAGUAGAAGAUGAGAAGGAAAAAGGAAUUGAGAAAGAAAAGGAAGAAGAGGUGGAGGAAGGGGAAGCAUUAGGCUCUACAGACCUUGAGAUGACUGAGGACUCCACCAAAGAAAUAGAAGAUCCACAGGGACCAGACACUAAGGUUACCUCCACCAAUAAACAAAUUCAUGUGCGCAUUGGGGUGAGUACUGAGGAGUCUGCAGCAUCGUUCAGUGCCAGUGGGUCUGAGAGUGUGGGAGGCAGUAACAGCUUCAGCAGUGGCAGCAGCAGCAGUAGUACUGGUGGCAGCAGCAGUGGCAGCAGUAGCAGUAGUAGUAAUGGCAGUAAUGGUAGUGGCAGCACUGGAGGUAGCAGCAGCAGCAGCAGCAGCAGCAGCAGCUUCAUGGGUGGGUCUGACACUGCAGUGGUAGAGGAUGAUCCCUUACCUGACGUGCUGCUGCGGGUGCGGGAGAGGGUGGCCUCUCCUCCGCCUCCGCCCCACGUGUGUGACCGGGCCAACAAGCUCAGUGAUGUCAAGCACUUCACCUCCACGUGGCUUUCUGUAUCAGCCAAAAGCAUAGAUAUUGCUGAGUACUUGGUUCCCAGUCCUGCUGUGGGCACUCAACUGGAGGAGCCUAUCUGUCGAGGGGACCUGCCAGCCUCUAUGCAUACCUUGGACCACCUGGCUGGCAUUAGACACCGGCAUCUGCUGCCACACUUCCCAGAGAUGGGACUGAGGGAGGCUCUUCAGACACUUACUGAUCGCACUCCAGUCUCUGUUGAUCUCAUGGCUACCAGGAUUGCAAGAUCCCUUGCCAAGAACGAGACCUCAUGGGUGGUGGCAACAGCAGCAGCACUAUACUGGAGAGUGGUGGGCAGCGGGGAGCGUGCUGUGGACUGCCUCAGACACACCCUCCACUAUGCACCCCGGCACAUGAAGGACAUCCCUCUCAUAUCCUUGGCAAAUAUCCUUCACAGGGCAGGCCUCUACAAUAAUGCUCUUGUUGUAGCAAACAUGGCAUUAGAAAUAUCCCCAAAGUUUGUUGUCAUUCAUUUUACAAUGGCUAAUAUUUAUGCUGCCAAGGGUGAUAUGGAAAAAGCCACUGCCUUUUAUCAGUCAACCUUAGCAUUGCAGUCUUCCUUUGAGCCAGCUCGGGACAGACUAAGAGCGAUACAAUGUGCAACGCUUGGGGAUGAAAACUCUGCAAAGAACUGAAGUAUUGUUCUUUAUUGUCUUUAUGCUUCCUUUUAAAAAGGAAUUAUGCAGAAAGUUUUUAAUAAGAGUAUGUACACAUUGAAGUGGUAAAAAUAUGCAAUGUGCAUCUUUAAGUGUUUUCCAGAGCUUUAAUGUAGUAUUGUAGGACUUGUGUAUUAGCAACACCAUUGUUCUGGAGUCCUUGUGGGAAUCUGGAGAUUUUGAGAUGGACUUUUUUCACUUAUUAAAACACUCUUGCUCUGGUUUCCUAUAUACUAUUGAGUCCUAUCAGUCUCUUUAUUCUACCUAACUCUUAUAACUGGGAAACUCUUGUUCUUGUUUUAGUUAUUAGCGACACUGGUGACAACAGCAAUUAGUUGGAAAUUUCUUGCCAGGUAAAAAGUAUUGGAAAUUGUCAGUGAACAUUUGUACACUCAUUUUCAGUACUCAUUGAUGGCCACAAAGAACUCCACCACUUCCUAAUGUUCCUUCAGUUAUGGCAAACAGAUGGUAUUUGUUGUGAUCUAUGUCCCUUCUGUUAUUCCAAAAUUAUUAAGUUCAGUUUUCUACCCCCAAAAAUCUUUUAGUUCUGUAGGAAUUACAUAUUUGAUUUAAGUUGUACCCAUAAAGGUGGCCAAAUCCUUCACUCUAGAUGUAUCUGGCAAUCCAAACAGCUGCUGUUACUGCCUCCUGCACAGUCUGCCAAGGUGCUCAGGUCACUUUGCAACUGAUUCUUCUUAAACCUGUCCAGAACAGUGUCUGCCUCCAGGGUGUGUGGACUGUAGGGAAAUUAAUUUCUCGUCAGCAGACCAGACCCAUGCUCAUUGAUAAAAGGAUUUUUUAUGUAUUAUUGUUAUUAUCAAUAUUAUUAUUAUUAUUAUUAUUAUUAUUAUUAUUAUUAUUAUUAUUAUUAUUAUUAUUAUUAUUAUGUGUUGUUACUAUUACCAUUAUCAUUAUUAUUGUUGUUAUUAUUAUUAUUAUUAUUAUCAUUAUUAUUAUUAUUAUUAUUAUUAUUAUUAUUAUUAUUAUUAUUAUUAUUAUUAUUAUUAUUAUUGUUAUUAUCAUUAUUAUUAUUAACAUUAUUAUUAUCAUUAUUAUCAUCAUCAUCAUCAUCAUCAUCAUCAUCAUCAUUAUUGUGAUGAUUGUCAUUAUCAUCAUCAUCAUUACUAUUAUUAUCAUUAUUUUUAUUCUGAAAGCAGGUGUGUUGCUUCUGCAAAGAGCUGUCAUGAAAAUAGCUGCCUGCAAGGUGGUGUGUUUAUAAGCAUAGAAUGAAUUGAGGAUGUGGGGUACUUAUAUAAUACUCAAUACAAGAGAGUUUUGUGUCCAGGUUGACCAUCAAUACUUUGGCGUCCAUGAUUCUAGAGCAAUCCCAAAUUACCUGUUUUCCCAGACUAACUGAGGUUUGCACCUUUAAACCUCUAAUGCACUUGCUGGUACAUCUAAAAAGACUUAAAUAGUGUAUCUGGUGUGCAAGAGAAUGUUCUCAGAUAAAAUGAAACUGCUGCUUUACUAAGUGUAAAUUAAACACAAACAUCAUGAAACUGGAAACAACUCUGUCAAAAUUAUGGAUAUAUUCUGCUGCUCAUUCCUCAUUCACAGGUUAUUUUUCUUUGCUAACCUUACACAGUGAAGUGCCUUGGUGCUUCUGUAAUAUCUAGAACUAUCCCUCAAUAGCUAUAUUCACUGUGAUAUUCUAAACCAAAUGUUUCAUAAACAUCACUAGUAAUGCAGUGUGGAAUCGCUCCCAUUGUGGAAAUUACUCCUUUGUUUACUUGUUCCAUUUCUGUCUUAACAUAUUCUACAGACAGAGCAAUAGUAAUUUGUCAAUAUUAUUCGAUACAGAUGUUGAUAAUAUGAUAUCUAUCAUAAAACUUGUGAUAGGAUGUAGCAUUUCCACAUAGAUGUUUUGGUGUUCUAGUAUUACUCAUUACAUGUACUCAUGUUUUCUUGCUCCAUUUCUAUCCUGACACAUUGCACAGACAACAGAGCAGUAGUAAAUUGUCACUAUAACUCCCCACAGAUGUUCAUAAUAAUCAAGAUGUAUGAAAUACAUGGUAAAUAUUUUGAUUCUCUCUCUUACUUUAGUGUGCAUAACAGCUUUACCAUGCUAUGGUUGUAGCACUGUCUGUGGCUGCUUGCAGUAAAGUGAUCACAUGGCAUGGCAUUCUGAAGAGAUAGAGAAUACAACCAGCUGAAAAUAUGCCAGAUUAAACAAGGUUCUGGAUUAAAUGAUGCUAGUGUCGAUGGUCAACCUGUGGAAAAAAAUUUAUUAAGCUGUUGCAAGAAUUUGAAACUAUAUAUUUAAGAAGGGCUUUGUACUUUUUAUGUUAACACACACACACACACACACACACACACACACACACACACACACACACACACACACACACACACACACACACACACACACACACACACACACACACACACACACACACACACACACACAUGCACACGCACACACACUGUAUGGGACAGCAUGAGCAUAGCUCUUUUCCCAUAAAGCAUGACUAGGUAAAUACCCACACACACAAUAAAAGACUAAGGAAGUGAGGAGUGUUGAUCAACUAAAAAAAGAGAGAGUGGAUGAAUAUAAAUACAGAAAUAGGGCUAUGCAAGUGUAGCUCAGAUUUUGUCCUACAACUAAAUAAAUACAACUACUUAAAGGUACAUAUGCUUUAAAACCUCCAGAUAUCAAAUUGAUAAGUACACAGUACUGCAGUUGUAAAAGCUUUCCAUAUUAAAAAUUCUGAAAAUCAACUUGUUGAUUAUAGUAACUAAAUAUGAGAAUAUUAGCCUUGUGCUGGAAAGAUUUGUACCUAUAUUACUGUUUCCUGGCACUCAUGAAUGGCCACAGAGAUGGAGGACACUGUUCAUAGUACUCUUCAAAAUGUGACUCAUGCUCCUGUACAUGAUUUAAGAAGUGAUCAGAGAAGGCAAUAGAGGAAAGCAUUUUUUAAACUGUGGCCCAAUAAUCACACAAUUCUCAGAAUAUUAAGUUUGAAUUCAAAAUUUUAAAGUUUAGAUUAAAAUUGAAUUUUAUCAAAUAGAUGCAAACAAAAACAUGCUGAAUGACGUGAUCCAACUACUUAUGGAAUGACUUUGUAUAUCAGCCUGUAUUGCUUGAAUCUGCAGGUAAAUGUCAUAGAUCUUGCUAACAGGAUAAACCCUAAUCUUGAUUUAUGUAGAGGAUAGAUGUACCCUGUACUGAAUUAACUGGAAAUUAGUCUUUAUUUUCUUUUUCAGUGAAGAAGAAAAAAAUACUAUGGUUGCUGUUAAACUUACUUUGAUCUUUGAUAGAUAGGAAUUAUUGGAAAUAAUCUAAACAAUGUGUGAUGAAGUGAUUAACUCAGUAUUAGAUGAUGGUUCAGUAUUACAAUAUUUCAAAAAAAAAAAGGUAAGAAGAAGGAAUAGUGUUGCAUUUGACAUAAUACAACAUAUGAUUCUUUAAUGCCUUACAUAGUGCUAGACAAUCAUUAAUUAGCUUGGUAUUUUCUCUUUACAAUUCAUUUAGAAUCAGCUGGUAUAACAUCAGAUGCAAGUAGGAUGUCAGAGACUUGAAAUUUGAAUGAAAAAUUGUCUUGCAUCAACAUAUCAUUAUGAUAAUCUUUUUACUAAUUACUGACAUGCAACACCAAAAAGAUUAUCAUGUGGCAAAAGAGAACUUUUCUAGUGAGUGAGCAGUGCAGUGGAAAAUAUUAUGGUAAAGACAAAUGGAGCAGAUUAGGAGCAAAUAAUUCUUCCUGUUUGUAAAAUAACUUAGAUUAUUUUAAUUCAUUAUUUUCAUAAUAAACUUGUUUAAAGUUAUUUGGUAAUUGGAGGUUUUGGCAUAAUAAGCAGAUUACUGAAAAUAUUUCCCAUGGAAAGUCAGUUGAGCAUACAAAAGAUGUUGGCGUAACCAGAUUUUAUAAAUUUUUGUAUAAUAAAGCACAAUACCUUUUUGGUUGAACAAUUCAGAUUUAUGAAACACAUUGCUAGCUAUCUUCAUUCAUUGUGAUAAAAGACCUUGUAUAGCGUUAACUGACAGUAUUUUCAGAGUUCUGAUCAGGAUUUGUCAUUAUGCCAUGUAGAUGCAUUGAUACAUUGAGCAGCACUUGAAUAGUUUACUUACUACACAAUGCCAGUCAUUUAUUUAUAGAUGUGUAUAUUGAUUAAUUAUUGGAAUACCAUGCACAUUCCCACCAUACAGUAUGAGUGGUAUAUUUUCUGUUAAUAUUCAUUCUAAGUCAUAACAUAUAACUAAUAAGAUACUGAAUGUGGUGGACCACUCAAGUCUAGUCUGGUGAAGUACUCUUUGGAGGGGUGAAUUGUGUUGUUUAUUUUUGUAAUUAUUUCUUAACUACUUCAAAACUUUUAUUUAUUUUAUCACUGAACUGAUGGAGACUACUUUCAUAAAAACUGAAAGUAGAGCAGCUAGAUAAGUGAACCUGUUUGAAGUUGAAGUUUGUGUAAAUAAGCAUGAAAAAGAAAUUACAGUAAAAUCCUGAUCCAUUGAUUAUACAGGCUGUACUUGUCUGUGAAACUGGAGAAGAUAUCAAGUGGAAAAUAUGUGUUUGGUAUAUGAUAAAGUAGUCAUUGCAAAAGGAAUCUUGUGGCUCUUAAUGUGAAAAAUUAAAUUUUACAACAAUAAUGCAUUCAGAGUAAUAUCUGGUUUUAAACUUAUUGACAUUGAGGCAAGAAAAUAUGUUACUCAAGGCUUCAGGAAUAAGGGUAGAAAUGAAAGGAGAACCCAUGUAAGCGUAGAAUAGGGUGGCAUACUGUAAAAGGAGUGGAUAGAAGUGAUCUGUUGAGGGAUGAAUCUGUUAUAUAUAGAUGAGGUAUUGUUAGGGCAUUUUUGUAGUGGUCAUUCCUUGAUUGGGGCUCCCCAGAAGAAAGAGAGGCACAAAUAAUAAUAAUGAAGAGUACCUUGAAUUUACUGCUGCCUUAUAGAGGAGAUUAUGCCAGUUUCCAAUUAAUGUAAACAUGCAAGUUGGUAUGUGCAACAUUUGUGGGUCACUUUGCAUAAAAAUAUUGUCCUAAGUAAUUGUGAACCUAAAAGAAUAUUUUAUUUGAUUGACUAUAUUUACUAGAGAUCAAGAUUUUACUGUAACUGGAUGUUGCUAUGAAAUUUCUUAUACUGUGAUUGGUCUUUUGGUCAAGUGGUUAUGUUCAGAUGAAAUUAGAAUCUUAAUUAAAGGCAUACAACUGAGAAAGUUUUGGAGGGUUAAAUUCUGUGAUAGAUUGUGCCAAAAAAGACUAUUGUGAGACCAAUGGAAAUGUUCAGAGUUUGCAGAUGAUAUCAAGUUGCUGUAGAAUGCCUGAUGGUGAUGUGAAGGCAUUCCUCAGAUACUGUGGUCAUUUUCCUUAAUUUACUCUUUUUUUUUCCUCAUUUGCAAUUCAUUCCAUGGUUGACAUGGAUGUUGGAGGUCAGUUAAACUUCCAUUGUAUUGUAGUCUUCAAGUUUAAUUUUCAUUGCUCCACACUGCCUUUCUUUUUGUUUCUAUUAUGCAGUUAGUUCAUAAGGCUGUUCAUGUGAGCUGUUCUCAAGUGUAUGAAGUACAUCCACAGUUCUCUUCAGAAUCAUUCCAAGUAAAGUUUGAAAUGAAUUUUUAUGCUGAAGAAAGUUAGCUUCACAACACAGAUGCAGUGUAUGAUUUUUUUCUUUUAUGAAACCGUGUGAUGCUUAUUAUUUCCCUGCAAUUAGAUGGAGUGCAAUUCCAGUAAAAAGUUUCUAUUAACCUGAACACAAUUUGAAUUUUACAAGGAUAAGUAAACAUGAUGCUUGGUUCCACUCCUGUGAAUAAUUUAUUUUCUAUGACAUUAAAUAUUUUUAUUUAUAUUCAAAUAAUCAUAUUAUAUACAACCUGAAAUCUUUAAAUCAUACAUGGAAACUGUGGGAUUGGCUUACUAGAGUAACUGCCACAAACUAAGGAUAAAACUGCAUGAAUUCUGUGGAGAGAGAAAUUAACACCUGUACACUCCUUGGCUUACUGGGUGUUAAAGUUCAUAUCAGCACUUUUAGGUGGUUGGCUUCCCUGUGCUAACAUGAAGCCAUAUUUCAAAAUUAAGAAAAUGACAAUAGUUACCAUGUUGUGAGCAAAGUUGCCAUUAAUGAAUAAUUACCUAAGCUACAAUUUUCAUAGAUUUACUAUUUCUUUUACUUAUGAAGGUUUCCUCUUGCUGUUUCAUUAUGUUUAAGAUUCCAUUAGUAGCAGUGCAUUGCCCUACAAAGUAUAUCAUUCAGCUCUUUAAGAAAUAUGUUGUAUCUUUCACAUUCUAGAAUUCUUUUUCUUAUUCAGCACAUGUUUUAUCCUCUUGACUGUCAUGUCCUUCACAAUGCAGUGCUUCCAUAAUGCCUUCUCUUCUAUGCCUUUUUUGCAGCUUUAUGAGUACAUAUGCUAUUCUUUUACAAACCUGUUUUUAAUAAUGAAUUUUCUUCCAUUUUUCCCACAUGCAUCAAGUACUGUCACAUGUCCUGAUGAUAGGUACCCAACAAACUGUUUCUACUAGUUGAUUAGCUUGUGUUAUUUCCCAUUCUCUUUAAACCACUUUGUGCCAGUAAUUGUUCCUGUUAUUAGUAGAUCAGUAUAUCAGUUUCCUUAACCAUACAUCUAGUCUCCAUGUCUCACAUUCAUACAACUGUAUCUUUCAAUUAUUUUUCAUUUAUUUAUUUAUUUAUUUUUUCACCUUUGCAAAUCUCCCUCCAUACCCUUCUCUCCUAUUAAAAUUUUUAAAAGCAUUUAUGUUCCCUUAAUUAUUGUCGUAUUUUUAUUUGAAAGAUUAUACUUGCUUCCUGGCGCAUGACCGAACCACUGUCUAUCAUUGUUCCUUCUAAAAUUAAUGUAAAUUUUGAUGGAAGGAUAACACAUACAUGCAAAAAGACUGCAUUAGAUUGCACCUCCCUGCCCCGUGGUGUCUCACUGACUGUAUUCCAUCAAUCCUUGCCAUAUCUGUAAGAACAUCUUAAAUCUUUGUAAUACUGUGUGUUUUAGCUUAUUUGUGAUCGUAGUAAGAAAACUAGGAAAUAAAUUAACCUUUUUUGGA